AUGACAGGACCAGUUCUAUACGAGACUAGUCAUCACCAUACAACAAUGCAUUCUGCCCAUUCUCACGGUCAAGAAUUAAUGACAGACUGGACACCGACACUGAGCAGUUUUGGCAGUGGUUUGAGAAGAGAAAAGGAGAGUUUAUCCAAUGAAAACAGACCUGUCGCUUCCCCUACGUACUCUCAUUUAUCCGUAGCAGAAUCGCAAUCCCAUUCUCCUGCCGGUACUUCUUCACCCUAUACUCAUGGUCAAACGUUAAUUCUAAAUGGACCGGCGCCAUCAUAUCAUUCUCAAUAUCCUACCCUUUCCGGAUCUCAUCUUCAACCCAUGUCUGUCCAACCAACGUCUCGCCUCUCACCUUUGGGUCAAUCAUCCAUAUAUUAUCCCACAUCUCAAGGUGAAGCGGAGUAUGAGAUAAUGCAUACACCCUCAGCAGGUCGAAUCUCUCCCGACUCAUAUCAAGAUCCAUUUAAUACUUCUUCCCAACAACCCGCCGGUUAUGACGGCGCAACACCUCUUCUUACCACAACCACACUGACGAGAUCAUACGACUCAACCAUACCAUCAUACUAUCAAACAGCAACAGAUGGAAGGAGAGCAUGGAGUCAAUCAACUCCUGAUAAACCAGUACCUGCAACGAAGAGGAAGAGAGAAAGACAGGCUACCAAAGAAACUCCACCUUCUGGCAAAGCAUUGAAGACACCCAAACGAGGAAAACAACAGCAACAACAUGAUGAGUCAAGUGGUGGUCGAGCUUCCAAGCGAUCCAGAGUUGACAGUGCUCAAGCAACGACAACUCUUCAACUCCCUACUCCUCCGUCAACUGGAAAAGAGAUUUCAGCUAACAAUCUCCCCCCUCAUCUUCGCCUGCCAGUGCCUUAUGAGGAAACCAUGACGCCCAUCGAUGAAUCACCUGAGUUAAUAGACCUUGCUCGGAGAGGGCUAGUGAUCACACGUCAUCAGGAGGAAGGUAGGAAACUUGGCCUAUUAGGUAUAAGUCAAGGUGAACCCGAACCAUCUAAUACACCUGAAGUAAACCACCUCUCGCCUCGAACAACCACCAUGCCAGCUCUUAUGACCAACGAAUCAGGCUUAGCGUCUCUCGCUACAAACGAAGUGCUCGAAAGCGAAGUCGCCUGGUUUGAGAACAGAUCAAAAGGUGCACAAUCACCGCCUUCAUCCCCUGAUCUGGUCAUUCUACGUACACCGACAAUGAGUCAUGAUCCCAUCCCGCCCGAUGACGAUGAUGACUCGCCUGAAAUUCAAGCGCAGAAGAUAAGUCGCAGACUUCAAGCAUUUUUCGAUCACACAAUCAAGGAUGACCAACCUUUGAUAUCCACCCGAAUCGAUACUUUUGGUCGAGUUGCUGUACGCAAAGAUACUGCUAUCAAGUUUCUCGGUCUGGAUAGGUCCGCUCAAUUGGUAGAAGAGACAAAAGCUGAAGACGAUGGGGAUUGGACUGAGAGAUCGAUAGCCAGUAGCUCAAAGAUAAUCAUGAAACCUUUGUGGCCGGAUGAAGAAGCACCUUGGGCUUUGGCAGGUGGAAGUAGGAAGGAAAGGUUGAGAAGGGAAGAGUCGGAGAAAGCGACAUUGCUAAGAAGAUACCUUGAAACUGCCAGUGAAGAUAGUUCCUCUGAUGAAGAGGGAUUGAUGACGAUGUACACCACUCAUGGAAAAGGCAAGGGCAAGAGUGUAUCUCGGCUUGUGUCCUCGGCUUCAAGUUCUGCUGGAUCUUCUGAUCGAACAUCAAAACGUCGAAACAAUCGAGACGUCUCACCAGAUGAUAUCGAUGCCAAUGCCAGAUCAGCUUUGUUGGUCAGUCUGCGAAACCGAUCAGUACCGAUGCUACCCGCAGGAGUGGUAGCUUGUGUAUGUGGCACGAGUUCGAUCAACGGCAUGGGAUCGAUGAUCUCCUGUGCCGCCUGCAAGACAUGGCAUCAUAUCAUAUGCUGCGGAAUCGAAGAUGAGUCGAAGAUUGGACCAAAUUGGUGGUGUCCCAGUUGUCACAAUUCCUCAAGAUCCAUCAUACACACACCAGCUGGAUCGCAUUCUACGCCUCGAGGUAGAUACCCUCAGCUGUCCGACCCAAGAUCAUCAGCUGUUAAGAGCGAUAUUGGACAUAUAGCUUUAGCACCUUCACCUAUGUUUGCCUCUUCCGCAACUCUCAGUGCAGGAAUGUCCACCCGAACACCUCAGAAUCGAGUUGUCAGCUCGCCCAAACGGCCCGAAAGAGCAAGAAUGUUAUCCUAUGGAAGUACGGACAUGUGGGCUUUCACAGAAGAUGGUGGACCACCUUCAACGCCUGCCCCAGUCGUUGGUGAUAAAUAUUCAACACCAAGAAUCGAUGAUGCACCAUUCGAUGUGACUUCAACACCAUCAAGACAUUUGGAUUUCAAUUUCGGCCAACCUUCUUUGUUCUCUUUAACGCCAUUAGGAGGUGGUGGUAGACCAAGGAUACCUUCUAACAUGUUGAUGGACAACACGCCUAUCAGGGGGAUGGCCAGAAAUAUAUCGUUUUCAGGUGGUCCCAAUAUCGGUGGUUCAUUGGAACCUUUAUCAAUGUCAGUUCCAUCAAAGGCGGAUUUCUUCAGAGAAUUGAAUAAAUCAGCUUCAACGCCGGGAACGGGUCCAGGUGGAUUCGUGAGGGAUGAGAAUGUGCCACCCGUUUCACCAAGAUGGCCAGUGGGAUUACUAGGCGCUCAUAACUUAUCACCAUCACCUUUUGGACAAAAGAGGAAUCUGAGUGGAAACAAAUUGAGUAGUAUUAGAAAUAGUUCGAGAACCGGUGUGCCUAUGGGUGCUGGGUUGACGGAGGAGAAAGAAGAGGAGUAA
Messenger RNA from Kwoniella shivajii, 2832 nucleotides. RefSeq lists its product as uncharacterized. The record is from RefSeq and is a predicted model, not a curated record. Bases 1 to 2832 code for a protein of 943 amino acids. The transcript has 2 exons. Lineage: Eukaryota; Fungi; Basidiomycota; Tremellomycetes; Tremellales; Cryptococcaceae.